AUGCUCAGUAAGAUAUUCGACAUACUUAGUUGUCUGGACAUGACAGAACUAAUCGUCAUCAAGGCGAGAUGCCGCCAGAACAUUGUAAAUGAUAUGGCGCGUCCUAUUAGUGACUUGUAUCAAUAUCCGAAGAAGUCCCCUUGGGUGUUUUCUAUCCCCCAAAUUCUCUCGACCAGUGGCAGUGGGGAGAGUGUUACGAGCCAGAGACUGAUCAAAGCUGCCACUCGGGAGAUCCACAACGUGGUUUCUGGAAAACACCCGCAUUACGAAUGCUUUGAGGAUUUGAAGGCCGAAUAUGCGAAACGCGCUCAUGAUCGCCCCCUCGUUGAGAAUCUCGGGCAUCAAUUGAGCCUGAACUGGGCACCAUUCUAUGUUACGGAGCACCAGGUGGUGUUACGUCGCAAUCUCGAGUUUAUCCGAUCCAUGGCCAAGAUGGAAAGAAUCAAACAUCAGACCGCUUUGCACUGCCCAAGGCUGAAAAAGCUUCUCAUCACUUUCAACAGAGACCUCUCCCUUUUGACGCUGAGCGUCUGGGUUCACAAUCGAAUCGAAAUCCUGACCGAGCUGAACACGAUGCUUGGUGGUCGAAUCCGACGUCCAGAAAUUGCCAAUACGGAGGAAAUAGACUGCCCCGUUUGCAACGAAGUCUUCCGCGUUAUUGGGAUAAUGGAUCACGUUAUCGAAAGUCAUCCAGAAAUCGAUCCCAACGAGUUUUCUCUCAAGCCAAAAGACGUGGUCUACUGCAGGCAAUGUGUAGGAGCCGACCGUCGUAGAAUGUUUACCUUGGCCGGCCUUGAGAUGCACAAGACUUCCGAACACGAUCCAUCUCACCUCAAAGUCUCUUGUGAUCUAUGCGAACCCACUACUCGGAACAAACAGCGGAAAUUCUCGUCGGCUGGCCUCGCUGCCCACAUUUUCGCCAAACAUCCGGGCCAAUAA
Molecule: messenger RNA, 939 nt
Organism: Mycena indigotica
Lineage: Eukaryota; Fungi; Basidiomycota; Agaricomycetes; Agaricales; Mycenaceae
Exons: 9
Coding region: 1-939 (312 amino acids)
Source: RefSeq, a predicted model, not a curated record